AUGUCUCACCACACAAACUAUCAAUUCCCUCCAUCCUCACCUUUACAUGAAUCGUCAGUGGCUGCCGCUGCUCAUGACGAUACUGAAUCGGUAAAGUCAAAGGACCCAUUUGCAUUUGGCGCGUUUACUACAUCAAGUAGCAAAUUUGAACCACUUGGUCAGCCCGGUCUGUUUGGUCAGUUGGGUAAAUUUGGUCAAUUUGGUCAAUUUGGUCAGCAACGCUUGGCUCGUGAGGAGUAUCCAACCCCGAAUCCAUCUUCGUCCUUAUUCCGCUCAUCCUCACCAGUUAAAGCUCAUGACCCAUUGAUUGAAAAUCAAAAAUCAGUACAGAUAAUACUUCCUACUGCAAGUAAAAGAACCGAAAAAGAAGCUAAUACCAUCUACAAUUAUCCUUCUAAAGUCGAUAUUGUCAACAACUCAACUACCAAUAAACAAAGAAAGGUUACCAUCAAUAAGGAUUUUAACUUGUUGAAAUCCGAAAAGUCGGUUUUGAGAAUCCCAUUUAAAUCAGAUAUAAGUAAAUUCUCGAUUGGUCGAUCAUCACGUAAAUGUGAGUUCCCUAUUGAUGAAAAGGAUACUCAUAUUUCUCGAGCACAUCUUAAUAUCGAAUAUACUGCUAACAGUGUCACAAUCGAAUGCUUGGGAUUAAAUGGAGUUGGUUUAGUUAUACCAAAACCUUGCUAUAUACACAACGCCGAGGAAAGUAAUCGGUACAAAGUCGAAGUGAAUACUAAGCAAAAACCUUUGGAUGUGUCAAAGAUUCAAAGCCCUUGGGUGGAGUCAGACGAAAACCAUACGGAAUUUCAUGUUCACAAGGGAGAGGUUGUGACAAUGCCAAGAUUGGAGAAUAUCAUGUUGGAAAUAUCCAAACAAGUCAUUUUGUUGAACCCUGUGGAUAUCGAUGAGUGCUUGACCGAGGAGGACGAAGAAUUGACAGAUGAUGAAGAACUCGUUUUGAUGCACAAGUCGAACUUGAUUAAUAAGCAAAACGUGCCAGGCACAUCAAAUACAAUGACUGACAAGACAACACCAUUGAGUAAGACAAUGUUGAGCAGUUCAUUGCCAAAUACACCAUGUAAACCAAAAGCAUCUACAAUUGAAAUUAACGUCGAGGGAAAUGAAGGUGAAUCCGUUGAUGACAGUUACGAAACACCAAGUAAAGAACAUAUCGUAAAAAUAAAGCAACCCAAACCCUUAUCUACUACUACUGUUGCGUUAUCGUCAUCAUCGCCAUCUUCUUCUUCUUCUGCUGCUGCUGCUGCUUCUUCUUCAACAACAACAACAACAAAGAAGGAACCGUUAGCAGAUGGCUUGUCCACAAAGACAUCAUCAGCUCAAUUUUCAAUCUUCUAUGAUCAGUCACAUGAGCUUCCUCGUCCAUCGUCUGCUGCAAGUCGAAACUCAUUGACAGAUAUCACAAACAGGAGAGCUGUUUCAGAAGAGCCCCCAUCGAAGGUUUUGAAACAAAAUCUUAUCGAUGGUAAGUCUAACGCUUUCUCGUCGAGCCAUAAUAAUUACAAUAACAAUCGUACUCAACCUUCCAAACAUUCUCAAGAUGAAAAGCCUCAUUUUGAGAAAAGAAAAAAAUCCAAGACACAAACUCCGCCAUUAUUCGACGAUUCUGUGCUCCAGCUCGAAAACAUCUCUGAGAUCAACAAUAUCUUAAUAAACCAUCUUGCAUUUUCCAGAUUGAGCUCAACCCCGGCCUCGUUUCUCAACACAAUCAGCGCCGUGACUUCUAAAUUAUCAUUGAUGCAAGUGCGGUCGGUUUUGAACAAUAUCAAAUGUGUUGGAGUUAUUUACAGGAAAGGUAAAGAUGCAGCUGGUAAACCAUUGGAGGAAGAGUAUUACUACAUGCCGGAAAAUGACGAUGACCAAAGUAGAACACAAUUGGUUGCAAACUUGAAAGGCCAUGGAGGAUUAAGAUCGUGUAGAAGAACCCAUAAACAAUAUUAUUGGAAAAAACCUGCUCCAAUCAAGAAAACAUAA
Molecule: messenger RNA, 1989 nt
Organism: Lodderomyces elongisporus
Lineage: Eukaryota; Fungi; Ascomycota; Pichiomycetes; Serinales; Debaryomycetaceae
Gene: TOS4
Product: Tos4p
Exons: 1
Coding region: 1-1989 (662 amino acids)
Molecular function (GO): protein binding
Source: RefSeq, a predicted model, not a curated record